AUGGAGUCAGGAAAGCAGCUAACAGGCACUUUGGCCCUGGCUGUGUUCACAGCAGCUCUGGGGUCUCUGCAGUACGGUUACAGUCUGGGAGUCAUCAACGCACCCCAAAAGGUUAUUGAAAGGCAUUAUGGGCGAUCCUUGGGAGUGUGGUCAGACAAGGCCGCCGUCCUAUCAGAGAACAGCACAAAGGAAGAUGAGCUCCUGGAGGCGGGUGCACACCCUGAUGUGGUCAUGUAUUGGUCACUGUCGGUGGCAAUAUUUUCCAUUGGUGGGAUGUUCUCCUCCUUCCUGGUGGGAUUUGUGGGAGACCUGCGAGGCAGAAUAAAGGGGAUGUUAAUGGUCAAUGUGCUGGCUGUAGCUGCUGGACUGUUGAUGGGGUUAUGUAAAAUGUGGAAACCUCACAUCAUGGUCAUCUCAGGCCGCGCUGUCAUGGGUCUUUACUGUGGGCUGACAUCUGGUUUGGUGCCUAUGUACAUCGGAGAAAUUGCUCCCAAGGCGUACAGAGGGGCUCUGGGUACAUUACACCAGCUGGCAAUUGUCAUUGGUAUCCUAAUCAGCCAGGUGAUAGGCCUGGACUUCCUGCUUGGCAAUGAUGAUAUGUGGCCCCUGCUGCUGGGUCUGUCUGGGGCCCCGGCGGUAUUACAGUCCCUCCUGCUGCCUUUGUGCCCUGAGAGCCCGCGCUACCUCUACAUCAAACUGGGCAAAGAGCAAGAGGCCCGCAAGAGUCUGCGCCGCCUGAAAGGGGAGUAUGUCCCAACCUCUGAUCUGGAAGAGAUGAGGAGAGAGAAGGAGGAAGCAGAGAAGGAGGCCAAGGUCUCCAUCCUGUCUUUGAUCCGCUCCACAGUCUACAGACAGCAGCUGUUUGUGGCCCUCAUGAUGCAUCUCUCCCAGCAAUUCUCAGGCAUCAAUGCGAUCUUUUAUUACUCCACGGCUAUCUUCUCCCGAGCUGGUGUCAGCCAGCCGGUCUAUGCCACCAUAGGAGUCGGCGUCGUCAACACCAUCUUCACUCUCGUGUCUGUUGCUCUGGUGGACAAAGCUGGGAGGCGCACUCUGACUCUGGUCGGUCUGGGAGGGAUGUGCUGCUGUGCCGUUGCAAUGACAGUGGGCCUCAGACUUCAGAAUGAGUAUGCAUGGAUGAGCUACGUCAGCAUGACAGCGAUCUUCCUCUUCGUGUGCUUCUUUGAGAUUGGCCCUGGUCCCAUUCCAUGGUUCAUAGUGGCCGAGCUGUUCAGUCAGGGGCCUCGGCCGGCAGCCAUCGCUCUAGCUGGCUGCUGCAACUGGACCAGCAACUUCAUCGUAGGCAUGACCUUCCAAUACAUAGAGGUUUUCUUGGGGAGUUACGUUUUCAUCCUGUUUGCUGGGUUGCUUCUGGUCUUCACGAUGUUUACUUAUCUUCGCGUCCCUGAGACAAAGGGAAAAACAUUUGAGGAGAUCUCUGCUGUCUUCCAGAAGGGGCGAAAAAAGCCACUGAACUCCAAAGAUGAUACAGAGCUGGAGCAACUCAAAACGGUCACAGAGGCAUGA
Myripristis murdjan (pinecone soldierfish) is the source of this 1524-nucleotide messenger RNA. It is a transcript of the gene slc2a2, whose product is annotated as solute carrier family 2 member 2. The transcript has 12 exons. Gene Ontology annotation, biological process: dehydroascorbic acid transport. NCBI's taxonomy places the organism in Eukaryota, Metazoa, Chordata, Actinopteri, Holocentriformes, Holocentridae. The record is from RefSeq and is a predicted model, not a curated record. Gene Ontology annotation, cellular component: brush border; plasma membrane. The coding region runs from base 1 to 1524 and encodes 507 amino acids. Gene Ontology annotation, molecular function: D-glucose transmembrane transporter activity.